AUGUUUCUCAGCGGGGCGGCUGAGGCUCCUCUGCAGGUCACGCAUACUUUCCUGGGACCUUCUGUGGUCCUGGAAUGUCUGUCAGGCACCCCAUUUGAGCCCUUAGAGUCAGCCUCUGAGAAGCUUCUAACUCUAAAGGUUUUUAUGCCCUCACACCAGAACAAGAGAGAAAGCACCUGCGGUGUCCAACAUAUACUUGUCUUGCUUUCUCUACUUAUUUAUUUUUAUUUACUUUAUUUAUUUAUUUAUUUAUUUUUAGAUGUGUGCAAGACCUUUGGCGGUGGGACCAUAAAGACUUUCAAUGACACCUUGUUCUACGUGAAAUCCACAUGUCCUGUAACAUUGACACACUUCUCUCAUGGGGAGGUCGACUGUUUUAUCUCUGUGCAGCGUGAUCCAACUGGCUUAAUGAAGAAAGUCGAGAUUGUGGUGAAUAAAGUCGCUACCAUCAUUCAGGAUGGCACACUGACUGUACAAGGAAACAGAGUCUCUCUGCCCUAUGACCAGACCUAUCAGAGUGUGUAUACAUUUGGCAUUUACACCAAGCUUAGAAGCAAAGUUCUGCCGCUUUCUGUCAUAUGGUACAGUUUUUCUGAGGGUGUCACUUCACUUUGGGUUCAACUGGACCUGCCAUUAGUGGAUGAGAUGACUGGGAUGUGUGGGAGACUAAACAGUGACGAAAAUAGAGCACAGCUUCUUUAUAGCAAUAUCAUCCGUAAUGAAAACUGUAUAACUGAAGAUAAUACAGAAGUACCUGAUACAAAUAAGAUUUGUAAAAGAUUUAGUUCUGAGGCCAUGGAAUGCGUGGACAGGGAUUUUGCAAAGCUCUGCAAGCAAAACAUCUAUAAUGUACAUAAUCUUGUAAAGUGCUCUUUCUUUGAGGAGUUCCUUCGGCUCUGCAAGGACGUCUUAUUCUUUCCCCCACAAUCAAAAUUGCGAGAAAUAACUAACUGUGCUGAACCUGCAUGUCCUGGAGAUUUGAAAUUUCAGGAUGAAGGUCCUGCUUUUCCUCCCACCUGCUCCAACCCCCAGCUUCAGACAGAAUUCAAUACCAGCACUUGCCUUCCUCAAGAUGGAUUGGUCCUGAACGAUCGAGCUGAAGGUUACCACAGUGUUAAGGUGCAGGACUGCCCUUGUGUGCACAUGAGAGUAACAUAUGCAACAUUUUGCUUUAAUAUUCUUGUUUUAUCGUAUGAUUGGAUCUGGUCUUUUGAGAUGCUGUUUAUAGUGCUUUAUCCUAUCAUCGUACUUUGCCUCUGUUUUUGUCUUAGUGAAUGCAUCAAUGGGAAAUGGAAUUGUUCACCUAACACCUGUGUUCCUCCAUGUGCCAUUGAAGGCUGGUCUGUCACUACCUUUGAUGGUAAACAAUAUUCUCUGCCCGGAAAAUGUACCUAUGUGGCUGCAAUGGGACGCAACUGGACAGUGACCAUCAAGUUUUCUGAUGUGACAAUAGAAAAAAUGUACCUUGAUGUGUUUCAGGUGUGUUUUCUGCUAUAUGAACGUGCUGAUGUUCUUCCUGGACACCGGAGCAUGACGCAAACAUUUUUACCCAAGUCAAGGUUCUUAAGUAAAUGUAUUAGAGUUAUUGUAGCUUGUUACCUGUCUCUUACAUGUAAAACAUUUUCCAUUUCAGAACAUGCCACAGUCUAUUGGCAGUCUUCGAUGUUUGUUAAGGUCCAGACAACUUUUGGAAUGAAGAUGGAAGUCCAAGUUUCUCCUGAAGUUCAAAUAUACUUGUAUUUGCCACAAAGUGUUAAAACUAGAGGUCUUUGUGGAUCAUACAACAACAACACUGAAGAUGACUUCACUUCUAGCAGUGGUAUUGUGGAAAACUCAGCACAGUCUUUUGCUCUAUCGUGGACGCAGGGGGACUGCACACCAAAUACCCCCCAUGUCUGCAUCAACACUGAAAACGAGUUAUUUGCUGAAGAUAAGUGCAGCCAGUUGAGAAACACAAGUGGUGUGUUUGCCCAGUGCCAUGACUAUGUGCCUGUUAACACUUAUUAUGACGCCUGCAUUCAGAGAACCUGCCAGGCUACUUCUGGCUUAGAGGAGCGUGCGUGUGUUGGUCUGGGAAACUACGCUAAAGCCUGUGCCAGUCAGGGCAUCACCAUUGGUGACUGGAGAACAGAAACAGACUGCAGUGAGUCUUUGUUAAUAGUUAAAAAGGGGCACAAUUUAAAUUAUAGGACAUUCUGUCCCAAGCAUAAGAGAACAAAAAGAGUAAUGUGGAAGCAACUAAUGGUUUUUAUAUUGCCUUCUCUCUGUGUUCCAGCUCAUUCCUGCGACAGUAAUCUGAGGUUUGAUUACGCCAUGCGGGCAUGCAAUCGUACAUGCCGCUCAGUGUCUAGUCCUGACCCAACCUGUGACAUGCCAGAUGACCCAGUGGAGGGCUGCGGAUGCCCAUCUGGCACUCACCUCAACACACCACUCAAAUGCAGCCCUCGUGCCCUCUGCCAGUGCAAAUACUCAGGUGGAACAACGCCUCCAGGGCCCGUGGUUAUUGAUGGACGCCAAUGUAUCUCAAUGUGUCAUAUAAAUGUGAGGCCUUUCAAAGUGUUCUUACUUUGUCCUCUAGACUGUAAAAAUGGACAAAUCUGUGUCCAUUGUGCACAAACAUCAGUUAACACAGCACAAAGGACAUGUGAAAGCCUGAGCAAGCCAUCUAGUGAUGAUGACAGCUGCAUGAGUGGCUGUUACUGUCCAGAGGGCCAGUAUGCGGACCAUAAUGGUAGCUGUGUGACCAAAGAGAACUGCACAUGUGAAUUCAGUGGGAUGGUUUAUGCAUCUGGGCAGAGAGUGGAAUCAAACUGUCAAAUAUGCACUUGCAGAGGAGGCCAGUGGAAUUGUCAAGGGGAUACAUGCCCAGGAGUGUGCGAAGUGUUUGGCAAUGGACAAUAUAAGACCUUCGAUUCCAAAUGGUAUCGCUUCGACGGCCACUGUCAGUACACACUGGUUGAGGGCGCUGGCACCAAAGGGCAGUUUUCCAUUAAAGCAGAGAGUGUGCCUUGCUGUGAUGAAGUUCUAACCUGUUCCCGCUCCAUCUCAGUGACACUCAAGGUUGAACAACAGAAUGAAGUGACUCUAAUCCUGCAUAAUAUGAAUGUAACUCAGAAGCUCCAAGAAGGGUUGCGUGCCCAGUCACUGUACUCUGUCCACACUGUGGGUCUGUAUAUCAUUAUCUCUUCGACAAAACUGGGCCUCACUGUGAUUUGGGACAAGCAAACCAGAGUCAAAAUUGAGUUGCAGACCAACUGGAAUGGUAAAGUGCAGGGCCUGUGUGGUGACUUUGAUGGGAAGUUAAUGAAUGAUAUGCUGAAGAGCAAUUCCUCUCUAGUGGUCAGCACACUGGAUUUUGGGAACAGCUGGAAGACAGCUGUACCCCCUUGUUCAGAUGUGACCAAGGAAUUGUUUCCCUGUGAACACCACUCAUACUGUGCUGCUUGGGCGCAGAGACGCUGCAUGAUUUUACACAGUGACACAUUUGAAGCCUGCCACCUAAAGGUUGAUCCAGCACCUUAUUACCAGGCCUGUAUUCUGGAGUCAUGCUCCUGUGAUUUUGAGGGCAAGUUCCUGGGAUUCUGCACAGCUGUGGCAGCAUACGCUGAUGCCUGCACAACCCAAAAUGUCUGUAUCAAAUGGAGAACUCCAGACCGGUGCCCGGUCUAUUGUGACUAUUACAAUGAAGAGAGUCAGUAUAGCUGGCAUUAUGAGGCAUGUCCUAAAGAAAUUGAGACUUGUGGGAAAAACAACAAAUUCUCUGGAAAGCUUGAAGGUUGUUACCCACGGUGCCCUACUGAGAUGCCAUAUUAUGAUGAGAACAGAAGAAUUUGUUCCAGUUUGGACAACUGCACCUGUUACUUCAACAACACUGUGGUCGAACCUGGUGCGACAGUGACACCAAGUGAAUGUACUUGCAUUGGAGGGCAAAUUAUUUGCGAAACAACCACAACUCCAGAAACAACUACAACUACAAUUACAGAAACUACAACUCCAGAAACAACAACUACAAUUACAGAAACUACAACUACAACCACAACUACAGAAAGCACAACUCCAGUAACCAUAACCACAACUCCAGAAACAACCACUACAGAAACCACAACUCCAGAAACAACAACUACAAUUACAGAAACUACAACUCCAGAAACAACAACUACAGAAACCUCAACUUCAACUACAACCACAACUACAGAAAGCACAACUCCAGUAACCAUAACCACAACUCCAGAAACAACAACUACAAUUUCAGAAACUACAACUCCAGAAACAACAACUACAGAAACCACAACUUCAACUACAACCACAACUACAGAAAGCACAACUCCAGUAACCAUAACCACAACUCCAGAAACAACAACUACAGAAACCACAACUCCAGAAACUUCAACCGCAACUCCAGAAACAACAACUACAAUUACAGAAACUACGACUCCAGAAACAACUACAGAAACCACAACUUCAACUACAACUACAGUUACAACCACAACUACAGAAAGCACAACUCCAGUAACCAUAACCACAACUCCAGAAACAACAACUACAGAAACCACAACUCCAGAAACAACAACUACAAUUACAGAAACUACAACUCCAGAAACAACAACUACAGAAACCACAACUACAACUACAACCACAACUACAGAAAGCACAACUCCAGUAACCAUAACCACAACUCCAGAAACAACAACUACAAUUACAGAAACUACAACUCCAGAAACAACAACUACAGAAACCACAACUACAACUACAACCACAACUACAGAAAGCACAACUCCAGUAACCAUAACCACAACUCCAGAAACAACAACUACAAUUACAGAAACUACAACUCCAGAAACAACAACUACAGAAACCACAACUUCAACUACAACCACAACUACAGAAAGCACAACUCCAGUAACCAUAACCACAACUCCAGAAACAACAACUACAGAAACCACAACUCCAGAAACUUCAACCGCAACUCCAGAAACAACAACUACAAUUACAGAAACUACGACUCCAGAAACAACAACUACAGAAACCACAACUUCAACUACAACUACAACUUCAGUUACAACCACAACUACAGAAAGCACAACUCCAGUAACCAUAACCACAACUCCAGAAACAACAACUACAAUUACAGAAACUACAACUCCAGAAACAACAACUACAGAAACCACAACUUCAACUACAACUACAGUUACAACCACAACUACAGAAAGCACAACUCCAGUAACCAUAACCACAACUCCAGAAACAACAACUACAGAAACCACAACUCCAGAAACAACAACUACAAUUACAGAAACUACGACUCCAGAAACAACAACUACAGAAACCACAACUACAACUACAACCACAACUACAGAAAGCACAACUCCAGUAACCAUAACCACAACUCCAGAAACAACAACUACAAUUACAGAAACUACAACUCCAGAAACAACAACUACAGAAACCACAACUUCAACUACAACCACAACUACAGAAAGCACAACUCCAGUAACCAUAACCACAACUCCAGAAACAACAACUACAGAAACCACAACUCCAGAAACUUCAACCACAAUUCCAGAAACAACAACUACAAUUACAGAAACCACAACUCCAGAAACCACAACUCCAGAAACUUCAACCACAACUCCAGAAACAACAAUUACAGAAACUACAACUCCAGAAACAACAACUACAGAAACCACAACUUCAACUACAACCACAACUUCAGUUACAACCACAACUCCAGAAAGCGCAACUCCAGUAAUCAUAACCACAACUCCAUCAAUAACCCCAGAUUGCAAGAAUCCACAGGACAACAAAACAUGGCCAGAUGGUGCCAAAUGGACUAAGGACUGCAUCAAUUAUGCUUGCAACAAUGGUAGUAUUCAGAUGACAUCUGUGACAUGUCCAACUCCAGUCAUUCCAGUGUGCCCCAGAGGAACUCCAGCGAUGGUAAAAGAUGGCUGUUGUUACACCCAGCGAUGUUACUGUCGAUGUGAUGUCUACGGAGACCCACAUUAUGUUACCUUUGAAGGAACAAACUUUGACUUCCUAGAAAACUGUACAUAUAUUCUGGUGGAGGAAAGGACUUCACGUCACCAUCUCAGAAUCAGUGUUGAUAAUUAUUACUGUGAACCAUCUGCUUCCUGUGUCAAGGGCAUCAUUCUGAAGUACCGUAACAGCACAGCAAUACUAAAAGUGCUUCCUGAAAAACUGCCCAUAGUAGAGGUUACUCUGAAUCAUGUAACAAUAAAACCACCUUAUCAAGCAGAUGGACUUAGGUUUGAGAGCAUAGGUACAAUGGUUUACAUUUACAUUGAUGAGAUCCGCUCAUACAUUUUUCUCAGUGCAAAGAGCACACUGCAGAUCAACCUGGCAGAGGAGAACUUCUUUAAUAACACACAGGGACAGUGUGGUGUUUGUGGAGGUGUCUCAUGUAUGCGCAGGAAUGGUUCAGUUGAGCGUAAGAACUGCUGUGAUAAGACUGCAUAUGAGUGGGUAGAGGAUGAUCCACUGAAACCAUACUGUAAACCACAGAAUGUGUCCUGUGACACAAUAUUACCAACUAGUUCUCCAACACCACCAUGCAAGGCUCCUCUCUGUGACCUCCUCAGAAACGAACUGUUCAGAAACUGCAGUAAGGGCAUUGAUGUGGAGAUGCUGGUGCGUAACUGCGAGUUUGAUUAUUGUCAGACCCAUAAAAACGACACUGUGUGCUCCCCACUAGAAUUUCUAUCUGAUGAAUGUAAGAAGAAGGGCUUCUGUGUGGCCUGGAGAAAGCUCACCAAUGGAAUUUGUGACAUCACUUGUCCUAAAGGAAUGAUUUAUGAUGAAUGCCGGAAAACUCCAGCUGAUUUCUGCAGUGGCAAUGUGCGCGUUCCAGGGCCAGUUUUCGAUACAAUGAGACCUGGUUGUUUUUGCCCAGACAACCAACUACUUGCUGACCCACACAAAGAGUUCUGUGUACCUGAAUGUACCAACUGUAAAGGCCCACUGGGAGAACCCAUGCCGGUUGGGGCAGUAUGGGAGUCAAAUUGCCACAUGUGCACAUGCAAUAAUCAGACUCGGACAGAAGAAUGCACGCCAAAACCUUCACUUCCACCUCCCACAUGCAUUCCUGGCUCAGCACUCAUCUCUGACUGCUGCAACAACCAGAUAUGCGUUGAGAAGACUUGUAAAUACAAUGGAAGAACAUAUAAGGUGGGUGAAACAUGGAGGAACCCCCGGAGCCCUUGUGAAACAUUUCAUUGUACAACAGAAGGUACUGAAAUAGAGAAGAGUGUAUGUCCACAGCAGACCUGUCCUGAGGAACUCCGUGUUUGGGAUGAACAUCAUUGCUGCUAUUCAUGUAACACAACGUGUGGAGUCAGACUGUCCAAAAUGACUGUUGAGAACUGCACUCCGGAGGUGAUGCUGCCCACCUGUGAAGGCAACUGUGCUUCAGGCUCCCUAUGGGCGAGGUCUGGGAAAGAUUUGCAGUUGAAGCAUAAUCAGGUCUGCUGCCGAGAGAAAACCUCAGAGAUGAGAAAUAUUUAUCUGGUCUGCAGCGGAGACACAGCCACACAGUACACUUACAAACACAUCACCAGCUGUGAGUGCCAGAGUGAAGUCUGAAACCUCGAAAGAUUUACAAUGUAACUGUAAUGCUCAAAGAACCAGGUGUUUACACCUACAAUUCAUUCAUAUAUUGGUGGUGCGAUUUGAUUUGCAUGGUUUGUUAUUUUCCAUAUGGUCAGUGCAUUGUGAUUGAAGAUUUGAAUUUUUUAUUUUUUUGGUAAUAUCUGGUGUUUUCUGCUUUCUACUGUGAAUGUCCAGUACCAAAAAUAUAUUGAUUCCCUGUGAGAUGUUUUUCUUUCAUUACAUUUUCCAAGUCAUUUGAAUAAAUACUAAAAUUCAAGAAAAUCAGGUUUAAAUGGUAAUCUAAUAUAGCUAUCAAAGUCCUUGACUAUUUGCUUUUUGUUUCUUUCUUUUCAAGAAUGGUGGUAAAUGAUCAUCUAAUGCCUGACAUAUACAUAUGAUAUAAUCAGUAAAUAAAGAUAUGCAAUAUACUGUGUUGUUAUUUCAUUUUCUGGUCAACAUUUUUAAAAUAUAAGAAGCACAAUUACUGGUCUGACAGCCUUGAAGUUUUAUAAUAUGUUAAUAGCAUGUUAUAAAACAGUUAGUUCCAGCCAACUAAAUUGAUUGGACAAGUGGUGUUCCAAGAGUGCUGAUAUUUAGUAAUAACCACACUGGUACAUUUCACUGUUUGCAUCGCUCAACUUGUGUGUGUUCGUUAUAUAUAAAAUUCCAAUUCUAGCAAUAGUUCAUUACAUUUAAAGUGAUAUUGACUCUGAAAUGUCAGUUAAGCAAUAUUAAUUUCUUAUUUAUAGAACUGUUGUAUAAAAGCAAUA
Molecule: messenger RNA, 8375 nt
Organism: Ictalurus furcatus (blue catfish)
Lineage: Eukaryota; Metazoa; Chordata; Actinopteri; Siluriformes; Ictaluridae
Product: mucin-19
Exons: 43
Coding region: 1-7599 (2532 amino acids)
Cellular component (GO): extracellular matrix
Molecular function (GO): protein binding
Source: RefSeq, a predicted model, not a curated record